Messenger RNA from Saccostrea cuccullata (small rock oyster), 1891 nucleotides. RefSeq names its product activating signal cointegrator 1-like. NCBI's taxonomy places the organism in Eukaryota, Metazoa, Mollusca, Bivalvia, Ostreida, Ostreidae. Gene Ontology annotation, biological process: positive regulation of DNA-templated transcription. The coding region runs from base 38 to 1597 and encodes 519 amino acids. Gene Ontology annotation, cellular component: nucleus. The transcript is spliced from 12 exons. The record is from RefSeq and is a predicted model, not a curated record. Gene Ontology annotation, molecular function: zinc ion binding; transcription coactivator activity.
AUGAAGACGAGUUUGGUUCAUACAUUAUAAUCUUAAAAUGGCGACUUCAGUGGAGCGAUGGAUGUGUGAUGAACUAUCAAAGCUUGGUUUGCCGGCUUCAGAGGAUAAUGCCAAGUAUAUAUUGAGUAUUGGGGAUGCGACAGAGAUUCAGGCGUACAUGCUGGAACUGUUAGAUGGAUCUGAUCCCCGGGUCACGACCUUCAUCAGUCAAUUAAUACAGAAAUGGAAACCUCAGGAAAAACAGCCAGACAACAUCACAGUUUAUCGUAAAUCUGAUCAGGAGGAGGUGUAUAUCAGUGGAAAAAAAUCAAACAAGUCCUCAAAGAGCAGUCAGUCAACAGGAAAACAGAACGAACCUGCCAAGGCAGAACAGCCACAGCAGGAGACAAAGAAGACAAAGUUUAUUCCACUGUUCAGUCAGGAAGGACAAGCUAAGUCUGUGAUAAAACUAGCAGGACGUCACCCAUGUGAAUGUCAAGCCACAAAACAUAAGCUUAUCUCCAACUGUGUCCAUUGUGGGCGAAUUGUUUGUGAGCAGGAAGGGUCUGGUCCAUGUUUAUUCUGCGGCAAGCUGGUUUGUACAAAAGAAGAACAGGAAGUGUUGGCUCGUGGAUCUAAGAAGAGCGAGCAGUUACGAGAGAGACUGAUGAAAGACAAGAGCAGGGAUGACUAUGAAAAAGCCAUACAACACAAAAACAAAUUACUGGAGUUUGACAAAACAAGUGUCAGAAGAACACAAGUUAUAGACGAUGAGUCGGACUAUUUCUCGACGGACAAUCGCUGGUUGAGUAAUGCAGAGAGGUCAAAAUUAAAGAAGAGAGAGGAAGAAUUAAGGGCCCAGCGACAUGCAUCACGGAAGGACAGGAAAGUGACGCUAGACUUCGCAGGCCGUCGCGUGAUAGAGGAGAACGAUUCAGCUGGAAUGAAUAUGUAUGACGUCAAUGAUGAUGUCAUCCAGGAAAUCCACUUUGGUGUGAAAAAGAAAGUUCCUCCGCCAUCGCAAGAAGAUCUUCCCGACCUAGUUAAUCCCACCAUUAAUGUGCCAUGUCCUAAGUUUAUACCAACCGGUUCAGAGGACCAUACUGUAGAGAGACCCCACAGAAAGGAGGGGGAUUUAAGGAGGGAGGGGCUCAGACUGCAGGACAGGGAGUUACAGGAGAUGUCCGACGAGGGCGUGUGUCUGAGCAUGCACCAACCCUGGGCCUCACUGCUGGUCAAGGGCAUCAAAUGUCAUGAGGGUAGAACGUGGUACACGGCCCACCGUGGUAGACUGUGGAUAGCAGCCACCGCCAAGGCUCCAUCACCGCAGGAAGUGGCUGAUGUGGAGCAGACCUACAGAUACCUGUAUAAAGAUCCCAAUCUCCAGUGUCCCACACACUACCCAGUGGGUUGUUUAUUAGGAUGUGUGGAUUUAAUGGACUGUCUACCACAAGAUCAAUACAGGGAAAAGUUUCCAGAUGGUGAAUCAGUAUCUCCUUUUGUGUUCAUUUGUGAAAACCCUCAAGAACUGGUUGUGAAAUUCCCCAUCAAAGGAAAGCAUAAGAUAUACAAGCUUGAGAACCAUAUAUUACAAGCUGCUAAAAAGGGAUUGAGGUGAAAAUGGUGGGAUUUUAGAUGGAUUUCUCUUUAAUAUGUUUGAUUUAACAUGGGAUAUAAUCAAUGUUAUUUUAUUUUUAUGCAUGAACAGCCCAGGUUUAAAAAAAGUCAUCUUCAAUGAUUGUGCAAUGCUUAAAACCAAAUGUUCAAAUAUGUAUCGAGAUCUAUCAUUUCUACAUCUGCCAAUACUUGUUAUGUGUAGGGAAUACAAAAUAAUGCUUGUUUUGUUUAUAAUGUUAUUUAAUAAGAAGAUGUUAUGAAAUGUUCUCUGAAUUAUGUUUCAAGAGAAAAAUAA